Molecule: messenger RNA, 1509 nt
Organism: Tinamus guttatus (white-throated tinamou)
Lineage: Eukaryota; Metazoa; Chordata; Aves; Tinamiformes; Tinamidae
Gene: STRADB
Product: STE20 related adaptor beta
Biological process (GO): protein phosphorylation; activation of protein kinase activity; protein export from nucleus
Cellular component (GO): serine/threonine protein kinase complex
Molecular function (GO): protein kinase activity; ATP binding; protein serine/threonine kinase activator activity
Source: RefSeq, a predicted model, not a curated record
GGAUAAAUGGGUGUAUAUGACUUUUCACCUGAUCUAAAGCGGUUCCAUGUCUUGCUUGGACUGUUCCUGUAUUCUACGUACACGAGUUGAAUCAAUCAGACCAGAAGAGCAAUCUGAGAGCAGCAUCCAAGAAUAUCUGAAUGAUUCUGACCUAGCCUGGAUUCCCCAACCUACAGGAGAGAAUGAAAUGAUAUUUUGCUCUUCCAAUGUCUCCCACUAUGAACUCCAGGUGGAAAUAGGAAGGCGAUUCAACAACUUAACUUCGAUCUACCUUGCACGACAUACACCUACAGGGAUGCAAGUUGCUGUAAGGAUCACGGAUCUGGAAAGUUGCUCUGAGGAGUAUUUGAAAGCUCUGCAGAACGAGGUGGUUUUAUCCCACUUUUUCCAGCAUCCCAACAUAAUGACACUUUGGACAGUGUUUACAGCUGGUAGUUGGCUUUGGGUCAUCUCUCCAUUCAUGGCAUAUGGUUCUGCUAGACACCUGCUGAAAACUUACUUUCCUGAAGGAAUGAGUGAAGCUCUGAUUGGGAACAUUCUGUUCGGCACAAUCAGAGGAUUAAAUUACAUGCACCAAAAUGGCUACAUUCACAGGAAUAUUAAAGCUAGCCACAUUCUGAUUUCAGAGGAUGGUCUGGUUUCUCUCUCAGGCCUAAGCAACCUCUACAGCUUAGUUAACAAUGGACAAAAGUCGAAGGUGGUAUAUGAUUUCCCCCAGUUCAGUACAUCUGUGCUUCCUUGGCUGAGUCCUGAACUACUGAGACAGGAUUUGUCUGGGUAUAAUGUGAAGUCUGAUAUUUACAGUGUGGGGAUUACAGCAUGCGAACUAGCCAAUGGACAUGUUCCAUUUCAAGAUAUGCCUCGCACUCAGAUGCUGCUGCAAAAGCUGAAAGGUCCCACAUAUUGUCCUUGGGAUAUAAAUACCUUCCCCCGUGGGGAAUCCAGAAUGAAGAAUUCCCGAUCCGGUGUUGAUUCUGGAAUUGGUGAGAGCAUGACACGCACAAUGACUAGUGAAGGACUGCAAAUUCCCUUUUCCAAAACGUUUUCCCCUGCUUUCCACAACUUGAUAGAACUUUGCUUGCAACAGGACCCUGAGAAAAGGCCCUCAGCAAGCAGUUUGCUUUCGCACACAUUCUUCAAACAGAUAAAAGAGCAGACACGGAGCUCAUUACUAUCCCUAUUACCACCUCCUAUUCAAAAUAACAGAUCAGCAUUGCUGGCAGUGCCCUCACCAGCAAUUGGGACAGAACUUGGAUGUGUUACUACAAAGCAAGAUGACAUAGAGUGGGAAUUCUAGAAAGAUGCCAAACCAUCAUACCUCUUCCCAUGCUUCAGAGAAGGAAAAUGUGAUUCCUACUUGCUGCUUUACUGUGUAUAGUUAAAACAUAAUUAGACAAAGUAUACUUGAAAAUGCAGUUGUAGUGCCCAUGUUUCAUUAACUUUUUCCUCUGUUGGCACCAUAAAGUGCAGUAAGUCUCACUUUUCCCUUGCUGUAUAUAGAAUGAUUGA